AUGCUGAGAAGGAAUCAUAGUAUUCAACAGGUCUUUAAAGCAUUCAACAGUACGCUCUCUGUGGAUUAUGCUGCUGCGCAAGCAUCGAUCGUUGGCGCUCCAGUUAAACAUGAAGAAAGGCAUACUCAAACCCUAACAAGCUCUUCAAUCAAUGCUUGCAGGUCAAUUUCGAAUGUCCGAGACACAUUGAGAGGUUUGGAAUCUCUGUAUGCCCUUCCCGGUGUUGAGUAUGGGCGGAGUACUCGAGACACUGUUUCUACAAAUCAACUGCGUGAAUACUUGAGGAGAAAAGAGUAUGUGGAUUUUCUGAUACACGUUAUGGUACAAAAUCAUUUGAAUCGAAAUUACAUAAAAUCACUAUUCGAGACCAAAGAACUAAGCACAUCAGAAUUCUCUACAUUUAUCAAUCGACUUCUACUAGAGAAAGAUCUAGAUCUAAAGUUAUCCAAUAUCAUUCCCGACACUGUGCAUACUGAAAUAAUAUUCAACCUUUAUCAAAUCUAUUGCACUUACGUGAUUAAAGAUUCCCAGAAUGGUCUAACGCCAUUACAAGUGCAUGAUAUCAACAGAUUCAUCAAGAGAUUCAUCGAUGAAGCGCAACUCAAAAAGGCACAGGAGUGUUUACAAUUCCUCAUUGACAAACAAGGACUGCACAACAUACUUCAAUCGGGUGAUGUAGAGACGAUUACUCAGUUCUUACAGCUGAGAUGUGGAGCACUGCAGAAAUUUUGGCGGGUUGAUUCAAACAGCACAAAGGUACUCGGUGAGGACAGCAAACAUUUCAAAUCACCGAAGUCAUAUAACUUGCUGAAAGAACAACCUUUUCUGGAGAUCGUCAACUUCCUUCUCAAGGAUAAAUCGUGGCGGUUAAGAAGUUCGCCGAUCAUUGACUCGGCCAUUGUCUACUCACUGAGUAAUUUGGGACAAACAAAACUCAUCGACCAGUAUAUUCAAUUGAAAUGGGGGAUAUCAGAAGACGGCCAUGUCGCAGUGAAGAAUGAAGCUGUCCCUGGACAUGAAGUACUCAUAAACAUAGUGUCAGCAUACUGCCUGAAAAAUGGAGAUACUGGCAAAGGAUUACGAAUUUUGGACCAAUUCAUGAAGAAGUAUCCACAGACUGAAUUGGAGAAACUGUUUUGGAGAAGACUACUACAACUAAGUUUCCAUAACUGGGACAAGCAGAAGGACAAGAAAGCAUUAGUUUGUCAUGGGUGUUGGAACAUCAUGAAACAAUGGCACGAACAAAAAGGUGUAAGUAUAACAUAUGAUUCCGGAACUUUAAGACUACUCUACCAGCUGUUUAAGUUCACUAGGAAUGGACGAGGUGCUGCAGAAGUUGUACGUACAUGUUUCUCUUCCGUAUACGCCAAACAGCCGUACCAGAUCUCAAAGGACGAGAUGGAUCUACUAUUAAUGUUUCAGAAGCUAGCGCUCAAAACCAUGGCACUCAAAGGACGUUACAAUGAACCUCUCCAGCUCAUCAAGGAGUGGAAUGUGGACAAAAUCAAUCAACAUUAUUUGCUUGAUUAUUUCAUGAGGCAUAGACGUAAAUAUGAUCUUACGCGGGAUAAGGCAAGGGCCAAGCAACAACAACAACAGGCCCAGUAUGAUAACAUGGAAGAGGAAGAUAUGUUACUGGGCAGACUGUGGUGA
Molecule: messenger RNA, 1653 nt
Organism: Torulaspora delbrueckii
Lineage: Eukaryota; Fungi; Ascomycota; Saccharomycetes; Saccharomycetales; Saccharomycetaceae
Gene: AEP2
Product: Aep2p
Exons: 1
Coding region: 1-1653 (550 amino acids)
Source: RefSeq, a predicted model, not a curated record